UGACUCUUGUCCAAAGUGACUCUUGUCCAAAGUGACUCCUUCCUUCUUGCCAAAUUCGCCAUUUCCUCUUUGAAAAAAGUUCCAAAAUCAACCAUGGGCUCAUGCACUAACUGUCUACGAAUAACGUUGAUCGCCUUCAAUACCAUUUUUUUGCUUAGUGGUAUAGCAUUGAUUGGGGCAUCGGCUUACAUCUUCGCUACAUCCGCUGAUAUUACUACCAUUGCAACAGAUGGAGGAAUCUAUGUUACCGGAACUGCCUUGGUUAUGGCUGCAGGAAUUCUAACAUUCAUUGCUAGCAUCUUUGGCUGUAUUGGUGCUAUGAAAAGGAACUCUUGCAUGCUAAUUACUUAUUUCAUUUUCUUGUUAAUAAUCUUUGCCAUGGAAUUGGGAGGUGGCAUCUACGCUGCAACGAAUAGUCCUGCGAUAAUAAAUGCCAUCACGAACAGUUUCCGGUCAGACAUUUCCAGUAAAUACGGCGUUGGAAAUAACGGUCCUUUAACUACUGCUAUUAACCAUAUUCAGCAACAAUUUAAAUGUUGCGGUGCUCAAACAUAUACCGACUAUACUGGCUCUGAAUGGGGUAAACAAAGUAACGCAACAAUUGCCAACCCAGUUCCGGAUUCAUGUUGUAGGACCGUUACACUAAACUGUGGCUUAAACAGGACAGACAAUACCAACAUCUAUACUAAUUCCUGCCGAGUUCAACUUACAAAUGCGGUUGCUGAAAAUAUACGCAUCGUCUUAGGAGUUGGCGUUACCAUUGGGAUCAUUCAGGUUUUCGGUAUGAUUGCAGCUAUAAUGAUGGUUUGCGACAUAAAGAAAGAAGGUGAAGUUGUGUAAUGCAAUAUCUUAGGUGCCAUUAUUCAUACCAAAGCAAGUGCAAUCUACAAGAAAAGUAUAACAAUAUAAAUUAAAAUUCCGUGAUAAGAGUGCCUGUGAUUAUUUAAAGCGGCAUACAAAACGAAAAAGCUUCUAUUAUCUACCACUAGUGAUACAGAUAAUCCUAGGUUGAUUUGCCGCUUGUUAUUAGUAGUUUGAUGUUAACGGUAAUCAUUCUAUAAAUAAAAUGAACUCUGUAUACGACAAGGGCGCUCAAAGCUCGACUAAGAGUUAUAUAUUGGUGUAAGGUAUAGAGAUGUAAACUUUUAUCUGUAACAAUGCAUAUUCCCUAGAAGUUGGUAGUCGAAUUAAGAUAGCUCUAAAUGUAUUUGAACCUGAACCGAACCAGCGCAAGGAACCUAGAGAACCGAGCCGGAUAAACUGACUUUAAUCGGUUUGUAAGCGGUUCGAACCGAACCUCUGACUGGUCUAGCUCUAAUUAUUAAGCUAUCAAAUAAAUAAAAAGCUAAUUUGUGUCUG
Messenger RNA from Trichoplax adhaerens, 1359 nucleotides. RefSeq lists its product as hypothetical. NCBI's taxonomy places the organism in Eukaryota, Metazoa, Placozoa, Uniplacotomia, Trichoplacea, Trichoplacidae. Bases 94 to 840 code for a protein of 248 amino acids. The record is from RefSeq and is a predicted model, not a curated record. Gene Ontology annotation, cellular component: membrane. The transcript has 7 exons.